AUGGAGAUUGGACAGCAGGAUCACGCAAAGGUCGGAGGUGAGACUGCGGAUACGGAUACCUCGCUUACGAUGGACUUGUGCCAUGCUGAGCUAGCAAGGCCACCCUUUGUCGAAAUUUUUGAACGUCGAAGCCACCAAUUAACCGGAAAGUCCACAAAGAGCCUUGUUGCUGUUCGCUGA
Messenger RNA from Penicillium subrubescens, 180 nucleotides. RefSeq lists its product as uncharacterized. The coding region runs from base 1 to 180 and encodes 59 amino acids. Lineage: Eukaryota; Fungi; Ascomycota; Eurotiomycetes; Eurotiales; Aspergillaceae. The record is from RefSeq and is a predicted model, not a curated record. The transcript is spliced from 2 exons.